AUGAAUGAAUCGAUUGUGCAGCCAUUUGUAGGUAGGGUCUAUGACCCAGAUGACGUCUCCAUUGUAUAUUGCCUGCUAGUGAAUCGCAUGCAAUUUCUCCGUGAGCAGACAUCAGAUGGCUUGGAACAAUCGGUCAGCACCAGUCGUGCCCAUCUCUGUGAGCUUGUAGCCACCCAGCUCCUCUGGCGAUUUGAUCACGAUCACGAUGGCCCCGAAGGACUUCUGCUAUUAGCCAACAUUCUCGUUGCGGGAUUUGAGCCGUUCCAGAACGCGCCAGAGGAUGUUUUACGAGAAAAGCCGCUACCUGCUCAUUGGCCUGUGCAAAAUCGAGGAGGCUACGAACGAAAACUUACGGCGUUGGAAAUUGCCAUAGUCUCCACGAGCAAGAUAUUCCUUAGCUCUCCGGCGUCUCAAAAGGUGGUGGACGCUGUAUAUCGAGGACAGAUUGUUUACACGCCACUCUCGUUCGUCGACAUAUUGCCGGAUCAUUAUAAGCACCGUCCAAUAUCCAUCUAUGAUCCUCGCAAGGCACCUGUUCUAAAUCAAUACCGUCUAAUCGUUCCCCGGAACCGCAUUAUAAUCGAAGUCGGUCAGUUUGCUGUCCUCUUAGCGCUCUACAUCCUUACGAUGUCUUUCCACAACCUGUCGGGAUUGACUGUCCAUGAGGUAAUAUUCUGUGUCUACACCACUGGAUGGAUCUUGGAGGAGUUUGCAGCCAUUAUUGAGCAUGGAUGGCAGGUCCACACGCAGAACCUCUGGUCGUUUCUGGACAUUACCUUUAUAGUCAUCUACGCGGCGUAUUUCACUGUACGGAUGUACACCUUGAUCAGUGGUAGGCUCGAUCCAGGACUCGGCCUCAACAUCCUCGCAAUUGCCGCCCCUGUCCUUCUUCCACGCCUCGCUUUCAACUUGAUGCCCGACAACAUGCUGUUUAUUAGUCUCCGCGCCAUGAUGAGAGACUUUAUUGUCUUGACAUUACUGGCCGUUUGGUGUUUUGCGGGAUUCUUCGUCUCCCUGAAGUGGCUCACCUAUCUCAACGAACCGGCCAAACAUCACGACAUCCUCGAUUCUGCCACAGUCUCAAAAUGGAUGCUUUGGAUUUGGUUUGGACUUGACGGCACUGGGAUCGAGCGAUCUGUCGACUUCCACCAAGUCCUCGGACCGUCUCUCAUGAUUGUGUUCGCCUUUCUGGGGAACACUCUUUUUCUGACGGUUCUGGUGGCGAUGCUGACCAACACAUUUUCAAAGAUUGUUGCAAAUGAGAGCGCAGAAAUUCAAUUCCGGCGCGCAGUUCUCACGUUCGAGGGUGUGAAAAGCGAUGCCAUUUUCGCCUAUCCCCCGCCUUUCAAUGUUCUAGCUCUCAUCGUCCUUCUUCCCACGAAGUUCAUCCUGUCACCGCGACACUUUCACAAAGUCAACGUAUUCGCAAUCCGCCUACUAAACGCUCCCAUUCUGUUACUCAUAGCUGCAUGUGAGCGACCGCGGCUCUGGCGGGCACUGAACGGCAACCCUCCAGGUUCGCCGAAACGAGGCAAACUUGCAGAAUGGGUCUUCUCGGGAUUCUCGCCCCACGGAGAUAUUCAGGCGGUUUUUGACAUAAAGAAUUCGCAUGAGGUUGCCGACAAAUACGACGACUCUGACAUUUUCGAUUCGGAUAUCGGAGAGGAUGAACCUUCCUCUCGACAAUUAAGAGGUCUGAAGACUCAAAAAGGCUUGCAGAGAAGAAGACGUUCAAAGUCUGUCUAA
Messenger RNA from Cladophialophora bantiana CBS 173.52, 1746 nucleotides. RefSeq lists its product as uncharacterized. The record is from RefSeq and is a predicted model, not a curated record. Lineage: Eukaryota; Fungi; Ascomycota; Eurotiomycetes; Chaetothyriales; Herpotrichiellaceae. The transcript is spliced from 2 exons. The coding region runs from base 1 to 1746 and encodes 581 amino acids.